CGGUGCUCUAUAUAAAAAGGCGACCUGGUCAUCCCGUCAUUAAAACACUGAASGGGACAUCUGAGACACCUCAAAAAGACAGCGGGGGGAUCGUUAUUGGAAUGGCGAAAUUGCAUAUUUUCCUUGGAUAUAUCGUAUUAAUAACGACACUCAGUGUGAGCUGUGGAACUCCAUAUGCCAGUCGGAAUGUUCAAGAGUUGGAAAAUCUGAAGGACCUGAUCCAYCGGCUCGAGGACAAGUUCACCGUUAACGAGGAAAAUUACGCUUAUCCAUCUGAGUCUGAGGAUGUGGACACAGCUGAGAUGGAGGACAUUGAGAACUCGCCCACGGCGAUCCGGGGGCAGGAAGAGAGAAUGAUCAUGAACGCACCCAACAGAAUUGCCCCUGAAAGCCCUGUGGUGUCACGCCUGAAAGAUCUCAUCGGUUUGACAAAAACGGCCAAAUCGUUCAACAGCUGUUUCGGUAAUCGGAUUGAGAGAAUCGGCUCGUGGAGCGGACUGGGGUGCAAUAACGUCAAGACUGGUAACAAGAAGAGAAUAUUUGGGAACUGAAGAACAAUGUAGGCUACCCAUUCAUGGACAUCACGAAACUGCGUCAUGUCUGACCUCUGUGGAAAUCUCCUUUCCAUUAUGGAGAAUUCAUUUUUUCCCUGUCAAAUAAUAUAUAUAAUAAUAAACUAACAUAUAUUAAAUCAUUUUGAUAUUAAAACAUACAAAAUGAAAUCUCUUAAUUUCAGUGUUGGCUUGUUUCUAGACUUGGUCAGUGAGAAUUAGACAUAUGCAUAUUUGAUUUCUACUACGAAAAAGGAAUAUAUGAUUGCUAAUUGCACUCCAGAAAUAGCCGAUAUAACGCAUUUGUUAUGUUGGACGCCUGUACAGUUUUGUUCACUUGUGUGUAUAAAAUCAAUGUAUAUGUUUGAUGAUGUUGGGAGACGGUAUUAUUUAUAAUAAACUAUAAGAAUA
This is a messenger RNA of Salvelinus sp. IW2-2015, 962 nucleotides long. RefSeq names its product ventricular natriuretic peptide. Gene Ontology annotation, biological process: receptor guanylyl cyclase signaling pathway; cGMP biosynthetic process; negative regulation of systemic arterial blood pressure. Gene Ontology annotation, molecular function: hormone receptor binding; hormone activity. Gene Ontology annotation, cellular component: cytoplasm; extracellular region. Lineage: Eukaryota; Metazoa; Chordata; Actinopteri; Salmoniformes; Salmonidae. The record is from RefSeq and is a predicted model, not a curated record.